Messenger RNA from Xyrichtys novacula (pearly razorfish), 22118 nucleotides. NCBI's taxonomy places the organism in Eukaryota, Metazoa, Chordata, Actinopteri, Labriformes, Labridae. The record is from the annotation of a GenBank genome assembly.
AUGAUGCAAUGUCCAGCCAUCAACACAUUUGUGAAGGAAUUUUUACUCCCCAAAAGAGCGCCCCUCCAUGGCAGGAGAAAAAAGUCCAUUUUUUCUUGUCCCAUAAGGUGAAAAAACACAUUGUUGACUGUCAUACCUGUACGCUUUGUCAUAUUGACACAAAAUUUGACAAUCACAUGUAUCUCAAUAAGAUCUACGAAAAAGUCAAUGCGCGCGUAUCUGUAAAAUGUACGGUUAAAGGGCUAUUUUGCAUUUUUUGCCGAUUCGCACACAUUGGAAUGUGGCUAACUCCUCCUAAGGCUUUCGUCCCACUGACACCAAAUUUGCUCAGGCCAAUCUACACCCCAUGGCCAUUCAAAGUUGUAAAAAUCAUGACGCUGCACCUCACGGUUUACGUUCUAGGGGGCGCCAAAGAUGACCCAAAUAUCCACAUUCUUAAAAGAAUCCACAUCCCCCCCCCAUCCCCCAUCCCCCAUGGCAGGAGAAACAGUCAAGUUUUUCCUGCCCAUCACUCAAUGGCUCAAUCGCAUCACUCUCCCGGCAACACUGUAACGAGGAGCAACUUGCCGUUUGGAUAUAUCCUAGCUGUGUUUGUGCCCUCACUCAUGGUCCAGACUUUUUUCAAAUAGGACAUGUAGUUUGUCUGCAGCGAGUGUUUUGGUAGAAACUGCGCCUCCCAUUCAUUAUAAUGGGAAAUGACCACAGACAAGUGCGCACACCAUCUUUGGACCUUGAGUGUGACGCGAUCGGGAGGGGGAGGCGGUCGCGCUGGGGGCGGCGCAACGCGGCUCGGGCCCGACAGUGCCCCACCGGGGUCCUAGUCUUUCUUGUUCCUCUGUGAUUGAGGUGAAUUCACUCAUAACGAUAAUUGACUGAAUGUAUCCCUCUUUUGGCAGGACAAUGUAAAUGUGAAAUGACAAAGUGACGAGGCCUUUUACCAGAAAAUCCUAUGAAGUUACCCCUGCUUAUGUUUUACAAAGAGAGAGAGAAAGAGAGAGAGAGAGGGCGAGGAAGGAGAGAGAGGGGGAGAAUGGAGGAGAGAGGAGAGAGCUGAGCAUACUGGUGAGUGCUUCAGUUAUAAUUUCAUAUUCAACACUGUACAAUGAAAAAUGAUCAAUACUGGGAAUUGAUCAUUCCACCAUCAAGCAGACAAGCUGGAAAUAAGACUCGGCUUUGGCAGCUUUGGAACUAGAUAUCAGGUUGUUCUAGAGAGACUGUUGCAGAUUAACAGAGACAAAACUUGUAGUGGCUUCUGUUGACUCUCAUUUAGCAUUUGGAAAAAAGCCUAUACUGUUACCUCAGUGGUCAACUGGCAGAAACUGUGUAUCUCCAAGAACCCUGUCUCCAGGAUGGAAAAGCAAAUACAAAACAACUUCUGUUUUUCAAAUAACUGAACACUGAAUAAUAUUCAACCACAACCUUUUCAAAAUAAUCUUUAUUUGUCACAUGUCAGAAAAUGUAUCAAUAGUAAUGAUCAAUAGUAUUGAUUAAUGCAAAAAAAAUUAAUGAUAAAACAUAGAGGUACAAGGUUUCUGCCGUAAGUGAUGUUAUGAGUGUGAUGAGUUUCCUUAACGCUAUAGUUAAAUGACAUAUUGAAUUUGUAAACAGUAAACCAAUUGUAAAUGUAUUAUUAAAUGUGCACUUUGGGACACUGUGCUAUGAAUGUGAAAUGUUACUUUUCAUUUGAAUGCUUAUAGUCAGAAAAGAAAGACCUGAUCUAAAAUGCUCCUGUCCUCUCUUUCAGCCAACAAGGACUGGAAUCAAUUGGAUACUUCAUGUCUCAUGGCUGGGCACACACUGACAGAGAGAACACAAAUCUCUCUGUCAGGCCGGACAGUAAGUUACCUCCGACUUUACUAGCCCCAUCCAGAUUUGUCCACCUCUUAUAAUGUAGUCAUUUCUUUUGUAUUUGGUGUUCACCAGUUUUGAAAAAAAUUGACUUCUUAACAGAAAUGGUCAAAGAUUUCAGCUGUUAGAGCUCAUCUGUAUCCUUGUGGUUUCCCCUGUUUCGUAGUUUGGAUCAGAAAGGAAAGUGGGAGCUGGUGUGCAGUGUUUUAUAAAGGAAAGUGAUCUGUCAGGGGGUUUUCCUCACUGAGGUACUGAGGAGCAAAUUUUGAUAUCAGGUCUGGUGAUUGAUCUGUCCUGUGUGUUAAGGACAAACGUGCACAAGCUCAGGUAAGUUGUUGCAGCACAAGGGGUUGCUGUGGCUCAGUGGUAGAGUCGGUUUUCUCCCAAUCAUGAGGUGGGGGUUUUAGGGUGUGAAUGGAUAAAUUGACAUGUGAUGUAAAGAGCCUUGAGUGGUCAGAAGACUAGUACUAUAUAAAUAUCAAUGUUUCCCCUACAUUCAUUCAGCUGUGGCUGAAUACAAUGUAACAUAGAGGCUACACACAUUUGAUAUGCCAAAAUCUCCGCAUUUUAAUUACUUUAUAAAGAAGGUAAUGCCUUCAGAUAACUUUUAUACUUGUUUGAGUUCAGAGCAUUUGAUUCUUUUGAUUCAAGGCGUCAGAAGACUGUUGAGCAUUAAUGUUACACUUAAAGACUCGACUCUGAGCAUUACAUCAGUUUGAAUUUAGUCACCACUUUGGAUUCAGGACAUUUGUACAGAUGCAGUCCUCUAACCAACUCCUAAGAGAACCAACUUUUAGUUUUACUUUUUCCCCAAGCGUUGCCUGAAGCCAGUUUAGUCUCAGCAGCUGUCGUACUGUGCUCCUGAAAAACCACUGCUGUUGUUCCUUUUUCUUAUUUCUUUUUGAAUCUUGAAGGUGCAGAUGUUUCAGCCAGUAACAAAUGGGCAAAAUUGUAUUGUUCCUGAAUUAUACCGUUCAUAACCUAACUGCUGCUAAUCAUAGUAAACUGACAAUGGAAACCAGAGUUCAAAUAGGCCUGCCUGAACCCAAUCCUGACAAAGGUAAGGUGCCCACGUAAAGCAAAAACAGGAUUCACUUUUAGUGUUUUAUCAGCAUUUAUUGUAAGACAGUAAGCCUGUAACAGGGGACAGCUCUUAGGGCCUGAUUUAGUCUCGUUUGUUCUGACUUUACUGUCAUUACAGGUUGGCUUUGUUUUUGGAACACACACACUAAAAAAGAAAACACUUCAGACUGACUGACUAACACAUGAAACCCUCAAGAAAUGAAAACAUUCCUCAAUCUUUUAGUGGUCUGAGUAGCAGUUGGGUAAGUGACAGCAUCAGUUACCCAAUGAGAACUAAACACAAUUUCAAGAAUGACAGUAGGCUGAAACAUUGAGUGUAGGUCUGUGAGUUUUAAACUGAACCUCAACUGCUUUUGGACCACUGCAACUAUGGUUAUCACAUACAACUGUCUCAAAAUAUUAUGUCAUCUUGAAGUUUCAACAGCUUGUUGGUUUCACAGGUAAAAAGAAGACAGAAAUGACUAACUGUGAAGCAGAUAGACUGACUGAAGUGCAGAGAUGUGUUUCAUUUUCUUUGUCACAACAACUGCCCUUCAAAGUCUGUGCCAUGUCAUAAAAAAGGUCUAGAGAGAUCACAAAGGGGGUGUUUUUUAAGAUCGAUACAACCAUCUAUUCAUCCAAUCAGCCAUCCUUCCAUCUAUCUAUCUAUCUAUCUAUCUAUCUAUCUAUCUAUCUAUCUAUCUAUCUAUCUAUCUAUCUAUCUAUCUAUCACUCGUGCAGCGAAGAGUCAGAUCCAUUCUGUUGGUUUCACAGACCAUUACUUGGUUUUAUCGGAAAUGGUUUUAACCUCUCCUGGAAGGCCCAGGUCAUUCUGGCAUUUUAACAUUAAACUUUUGCAUGAUUUUACCUUUUGUAAUAAUUUUAAACUGUUUUGAGCUCAAUGGAGGUCAAAGAAAGAGGAUUUCUCCUCUCUGAGUCAGUGGUGGGGGGUAGGAAAGGGACAGAUCAGAGUUCUCUGCCAACUGUACACCUCCUACUCCACUGCAAAUGUCCAAAUGGCCAUGGAACAGCUGGAAGCAGAGAUCAGGGAGCUGGAGUGUGUGCCUGUGGAGAACCCUGAACAGUUGCUGUAUAGAAAGCAGAAGCUAAACUCUUUACUCCUGGAGAAAGCUAAAGGAGCCCUAGUUAGAGCCCGCUUCACCACCAUCAGGGACAUUGACGCACUGACUACCUUCUUCUUUAGCUUGGAGAAGUCAGAAAGCUAGCGAAAACAAAUGGUGUGUCUCCGUCUGCCUGAUGAGGGGUUAACAUCACACCCUGCUGAGAUGAGGAAGCAUGCAGUGUCCUUUUACUCUGAGCUGUUUCGGGCUGAACACUGUGAUGUGGAGGCUGCAGCUGAGCUCCUACAGGACCUUCCACAGAUGAGCCAAGCAGAACAGGUUUUAGCUAACAGACUGAAGGUUUUAUGAAUGUAUUUAUUGGUGUUGAUCAGUCUUAUUGCAUCCCUGACAGACAGAUACAAUUUGAAGACAGGAAUAGUUUCUAUUGACCAGGAGAAAGCCUUUGAUUGUGUUGAUCACUCCUCUCUAUUUUCCACACUGCAGACUUUUGGUGUUAGGGAGCACUUCCUGUCCUGGGUGAAGUUAUUGUACAGCAUUGCAUGUUGUGUCGUUAAAGUGGGCGGUAGGCUAAGCAGUCCUGUACCAGUGGAGAGAGAUAUCAGGCAGGGCUGCCCUCUCUCUGGGCAGCUGUAUAGUGUGGCCAUUCAGCCUCUUCUUUGUAGGCUCAGGAGGCGUUUGAGGGGCUUGUGUCUGCCUGAACCAGCUCAGAGCCAGCGUUUAGUAGUGUCAGCUUACGCUGAUGUGUUUUUGUAAAUGUUUUUGUCCAGGCCCAAGGGGACAUCCAGGAACCUAAAGGGCAUUUCCUGUUUCUUUCUGAGAAGGCUGCAUCAGCCGAAGUAAAUUGGCAAAAAAGCAAGGCGUGUUUAGCCGGCCACUGGAGUACAGGGAGUACCCCUAGUCUUCCUGGUGGCCUUAGGUGGGGCAGCAGAGGGCUAAAGGUCUUGGGAGUGUAUUUGGGGAGUGAGGAAAUGACUGCAAAAAACUGGGAGGGAGUGCUGGAAAAGGUAAAAGCCAAUGUAUCUAAAUGGAAAUGGCUGCUACCUCAGAUGUCCUACAGGAUGAAGAGCUUUGAUCGUCAAUAAUCUGGUUGCCUCGUCUCUGUGGCACAGACUCCAAGUAGCAAACCCACUGAGUCUCGUGGGACAGCUGCAGCAGCUCCUGGUGGACUUUUUCUGGUCAGGUCAUCACUGGCUAUGAGCAUCAGUCCUGUACCUUCCUGUGGCAGAGGGACGGCAGGGCUUGAUAGACAUUGCCUCAAGGACUGCUGCUUUCAGGCUUCAGGCAACUCAGCAACUGCUGUACAGACGCUCUUUCUGCUGGUUGGCUGUUGCUCGGCUGCUGCUCCGAUUAGGCUGGGCGACUCGGUCUCGACAAACAACUGUUCCCUCUGACACCCCCUGAUCUGUGCCUCGCUCAACUGGCACCUCUAGCUAAUGGGAAGAGCAGUAAAAACAAAGUUCUUGGAGUGGGCUGGACUGACCCGGUCUGUUGUCUGAAGGGUUUGGUAACAGGCCGUCUCAGACUUGAAUACACGUUCUAUAAACUGACAAAUAAUUUAGAUGGUUUUAGGGAUGUGUGGGCUGUCAGACAGGUUCUAUGCUCACUGGAGAAGAAUGGCUCCUUAGUGAUUGACUUCUAAAGGACUAGGUUUAAGUGUGUGUGUGUGUGUGUGUGUGUGUGUGUGUGUGUGUGUGUGUGUGUGUGUGUGUGUGUGUGUGUGUGUGUGUGUGUGUGUGUGUGUGUGUGUGAGUGUGUGAGUGAGUGAGUGUGAGUGUGUGUUGGUAUUUAAUCAUGUCUUAUUAAAAUGUAAUUUGUUUGUAAAGAAUGUCAGAAUGUCUCAUAAAUAAAGUUUGUUCAAAGUCUAUCUAUCCAUCCAUCUAUCCAUCCAUCCAUCCAUUCCUCCUCUAAAAGAAAGCAGGCUUCGUAUUCUGAUUGGAUGUUUCAUCCCUCCAGGAUGUUCGAGGUCUCUGCUUUGUUAAAAGCGUCUGUCUUUUAAUGAACGUGAAAUAUCCCUAAUAUACUGCUGCCAGAGGAGGUCCCUUAAAGGCAUCCUUAUAAGAAACCAGAUCCACCUUAACUUCUAAAUGAAAGGAGAAGCAGCUCUACUCCAAGCUCCCCUUGAAUGUACAAGCAUAGGACUCUUUUUCUAAAGCUGAGCAGCCACCUUGCAAAGGGAAACUCAUUUUAGCUGCUUGUAUCGAAGAUCUUAUUCUUUCUGUCAUUACCCACAGCGCAUGACUGUAGGCGAUGGUUAAAACAUAGAUGGACCAGUAAAGCUUUUUUGCCUCUCACAUUCACAAUCCACUUUUACUUUGCCUUGUGGUAUGGGCUCACGUCCCACCAAGGGAAGGUAAUCCAGGUCAUGCAUAUGCUUUUGGAUGGUGACUGUUAUCCUGCUGUUCACUAUUGCCAAAUUUUUUGCCAUUAUUUGAAUGACCCAGGGCUUGAAAAUUGGCAUUAAUGGGUGUGAACGUGUGAUGAUCCUGUGACAGAAGACAUUUUUCAAUGUCUUUUCAGCUAGAAUGGCUCUAGACAUUUUUAAAUGUCUUGUAAAGCUGUGAAUCCAAAAAGUAAAUCAACUCAAGUUCGAAAAAAAAAGGAUCCAGUGAUGUUGAAAAUGUAAAACAAAACUAACAUGUCAGUUAAAGGUGGGGUAGGCAGGAUCUGAGGAAGUGCCAGUUUUAGGGAGAAAUCUUGAAUGUAAACACUACUCCAACCAGUUUUCCCCUCAGCUCCUGCUCACCCCUCUCCGCUCCAGCAAGCCCUGCCCACAAACAGACACUACUGCUCGCUCGUAUCGUUCCAAUUAAAUUCAGAUAUAAUGCAGAUAAAUACUUCAGAUAAUUACAAAUGGAGCCUGGUCAAUGUGAAAGUAAAAAGCAUUGUUGCUACUGUAGAUGCCAACAGACUACUAGCAAACACAAUGUUUGCAGGACUUCUAAAACUAGGAUAAAAUGACAUAUUCCAGGACCUGAGGUCAACAGCUUAGUAGCGCUACAACACGCAGCAGGUCCCGUUUGACAAGAAAUACUUCUGUGACACUUAGCUUACUUUAUUAAAGCGGUUUACCUGUCCAGCAGCAAGGUUACAGGGUCCGUAAGAUCCCAUAAAUGCCGCCAGAGUCCCCGGUAUUUAGUUCAUUUUCUUGUUGGCAGUUCUUGUGUUGGCAGCAGGGCCAAAGGAGGAUUCAGAUGAUUUUCUGUAUUUUCUGGUUGGUUUCUACUGUCUGAUAUUGUAGCACGCUGACUUUGUUUGGGCUCCUGAACGACACGGGGGAGCAGCGUCUGCCUCACAACCAAUCAGGAUGGGGGAGGCGGGGAAUGGCUUUGUUUACAGUCAGAAAGAGCAGAGGCGGAGCACUCUAAAAUUUUAAAAUGUUGACGACACAGACAUAACAAAACACAGCGAUAUCAUUAUACAACCAAAUGUCAUCAAUAACUAAUAGCUAUUGGCUGAUAUUAAAAGCUUUUUUGUAUAUACACCACAAAAAAGAUGCUUCUUUAACAGAAUCCUGCCUCACCCACCUUUAAGAACGCUUCCUCAACCUUUGUGAAAGCAGUUUAAGUUACCUUGACAUAACCCUGAAAACACUCUCCAUAAACCUACUUAAAGAGGACAUGAAACACUGACCCAAGUUAUCAUUAUUUUUUAAGAAUGCCUCUCGACUUCACAAAUCACUAUAUUCAUGACUCUCAAAAUGUAAUACAUUUCUAGAAAACUGUGACAGAAGUUCCACUUUGGCGACACUGUGGGGAACCAUAAAGCAGUGCCACUUAGCGUUAUGUAAUGGGUUGUGUAGCCUGUGUAUUGACUGAAUUGAGAUUGAUUGAAUGAGAACAGAUUAGGAUGGCUGAAAUGGCGAAUGAGAGCCAAAGACGAGUAAACUCACUAGAGGAGGGGUAUUUUUAUUUUGUGCCAGGCUGCUCCAACCAAUUUUACAACUUAAGAAAGAAAAAAAAGGUUGCAUUUUUAUCAUUUGCUGCUGAAAUUAUAAUUCCCGUUUACAUCCUGUUUAAAUUCCGUUUACAACCUUGCGGUCAGUGUCUCAUCCAUUCGUGUGAAAAAUUAAAGUUUUUAGCGCUGUUUCUGGUCGGCCAGCUAAGUCGUUUAUUUCCCGGUCUUCUUCCACCGGGACACAGAACGCAUCUCGGUUCGGGUGCGGUGAGUCAGUCACGGCCUGUCUGGACCUGUGGUCAGGACUCAGGAACAAGUCCAGAGAUGCUCCUGCUGUCAGUCUCUAUCAGGACACCUGAAGCUAAAGCGAGCAAAAACUUUUUUUCACACAAUGCAAAUGGAUGAAACGCGCUGACCGCGAGAAACAGGAUGUAAAUAAUAACGGUGGAUUAUUAAACUACUGGAGCUGGAUGACUGAUAAUGCUGAUUGUUUUAGACUCCAGAGUGAAGGUAAGAAAUAUUUCCUGAAGGUCUGAUCAAUUAUGUCUCUGCUCGGAUGUGUGGUGGACAGAGUUUAGGACGUUUUAUAUUUUCACGUACACUAAUUACUAUUUCACCGCUCUGGAGAGGAAGACAGCUGCAGCGCAAAGAUGGCGGACCCAAAGAUGAAAAAACGCAAUAACAAAACGCAAUACAUUUCCGCAUCACCUCCGAUUGGCGGACCCAAAACAAUUACUUCCGGUGGAUAGGCUUUCUCGUUGGCGGACUUCCGGCGCCGAAAUACUUCAGGUAGUCGGAUUUAGUCGCCGGAUCCUUUUUUUUUUUGCUCCGUUCAUUCCAUAAGAAUCGAAUUAAAUUUAUUAUUGAGCAAAAUAAAACGUUUAUGUAUCAAUUAUGACUACUGUUUUGUUCUGAUUUAAUUCUGAAGUUUACAGUAAUAUGUAUAUAUAGCCUGAUGUCCUCAUAUUCUGAUAAUUUGUCAGAAUAGGUAAAUGUAUGUAGAAGUUAUCAUCUUACUCAAAUUCUUUUGUAAGAGUUUGCUACAAGUAUGGACUGUUUUAACCUCUCGUUACACAUCAUAUAAGAGUGUUUUCUAACUUUUCUCUCCAAUAGCUUUAUUACACAGCACAUCAAUGUUUCUUAACUUCUCUGUGACCUUGUUUCUCCACUCCUAUUAGGACCUCGUUUAAUGUCAACAAUGUUGCCCUGACCCUCACAUAUUUUCUGUUGUUCAUAAUUAUGUUUUAUGAGAGUGCUUAUGUUGCUGCACAUAUUUUUCCCCCCAUCCUUUAGUAACAUUGUGUAACCAGGGACAUAAUUUAUGAAAUGGUGUGCUUCCUGGUGAACCUCUUCAGGAUUGCUUGACUGUGCAAAAUCCAAGUAUACAAUAGUUGUAGAGACACAAGUCACAUGAUCUCUUUAAGGUUCAGAAGAGCCAUAUAGCAAAAACAAUUGAAUAGCGAUAUCAUUACAGACUGUGUAAAGAAAUGGGAAAUUGUCAUACAACUGCUUUGAAGAUUUCUUUAAUGUUUUCCAAACAAAAUUGUGAACAGUAAAAAAUAUAUAUAUGUAUACAAAAUUCAGAGCACUGCCGUCGGUGUGGUGGGGGGCUUAAAACACGUUGCCACAGGCCAUCAUCAGCUCUGCUCUGAACCGGUUGAUGCCAUGCUCCUUCAGUGCUUUGAUCAAAAGCUGAAAAACAGUCAAAUAAUGUGAACAAUUGAAGUUAUGCAGUAUGGGUUAAUUGUUGUUCUUGAGCUUUCCAAAUGAAUAAGAACAACCUCUUAACAAUAUCAUCAAUUUUCAAAGCAAGCUAUAUAGUUUGAUCUACUCACCUCUGGGAGCAUGACAUCAAAAACGAAAUCAAGCAGAUGAAUCUCGCCUCUCUUUAUUUUUUUAGAAAUGGUUGUUGCCUCCUCAAUGAACCGCAGGAGCUCGAACAUCUAUUGAAGAAAAACACACAAAGUAAACACCUUUCAAAUGUUACACCCCUGAGAGUAAAAAUACUCAUGAUGGAUGGCAUUUUUACUUACGCGCUGCUCACUCCAACUUAAUGUCCUUAUCUUGAGGUGCUGCUUUAGUCGGAGUGAGGUGGCGGGAUUCCUCCAAAGGAACAUUCUGUUGGAGCGGAUCUUUCCAGACAGUAGAUCAUCGUGUAAUGUCUGAAACCAAAGAGCAAGAGACAAAAAUGUAAUCAUCUGAAAAAGAAACGGUGGCUUUAACAACUGAUAGUGCAUUCAAAAGCAACCUUGAUCUGUGUCUUAGAAAAGACAGCAUGAAUUCCUCCACUGUCAACAGCAUCCUUGAUCCUGCAGAGAAAUAAGAAAAAGAGCAAGCCCUCAUUUUUUCAUCCUUUGAGCCUCGUAUUUUUGACUGAUACUAUGUUUCCUUGAUAAAUUAUGUUAUACCGAGGAUGCUCAAUGGAGUCCUCGCACCCGCAGUCAAACGGCUCCAUUUCAAUCCCAGCACAAUCCUGAUGCAGCCAGCCCCUGCACGUCUUGCACUGGACCCAUUUCAUGAAGUUUACCUCAGGGUAAAGCAAUCUGAUCAAAUGAGAGACAAACAUAAUAUUAAACAAACACGCUGUCCAAUUGAUUAUACCUCUGCAGCACAUUUGAAUGUAUAAAUAAUUUUCCUGCAUGAUUCGUGCAUUUAAACUAUAUGUAAAAGUGGUCACUUCAUGGAAAAUCACUGAAUAGGCCCCGAUAAUUGCAUUUAUUAAAUUGAGUCUGCAACACACCUCUCUCCUGUGUUGUUCGAUGUCUGGUAGACACAGAAUUGCAUUGAAUCUGCCAUGCACAUUCUUUGGACAUCCGAUGCCGUCUGCGUCAUGGUUUCCUUAACAAGGCAAUUUGAAAAGUAACAUCAAUUACCAAAUACAUCGAGACAAUGUUGAUCCAUACAACUGUGUGCAUUUUGAAGGACUCCCACUGAGAUAAUACUGUUUUUAGAAGGCAAUUUUCUAACCUCUAUGUCCUGCUGCUCUGCCUUCCUCUUUAGACUGAAGACCGGAGUAUGCUCUCCAGCAAUGAGCUCUUGACAUUCUUUGGUCCAGUGGGCGAAGAUUUUCCCACAACUGUAAUGACAAUAUAUCUUUAAGUACAAUAUAUUGAUUGUCUUCCAGUUAAUUAGGACAUCUAGUUUACUUAAACUGUCUACCUGUUCAAAGAAUUGUUCUCCAGGAGCAACAGGCACCACCAUCGCCGCAAAACAGGCAUGUCAUGCUGAAAUUGUUGUUUGUAUUUCAUUUUAGUGCACAAUACAAAAUACAAUCUUGAGGAUGACACUGCGUGUUGAAAAGUACUUACAACUGAGUAGUCAAACUGUGACUCCAUAACGAUGUACAUGGCAGACUUUAAAAAAAAAAUUAUGAGACAACAUGUGAGAUAACUUUAAAAAAGUCCAUGUUGGAAAGUUAUUCUAGAUACAAUAUUUGUGCAUUACAGCUCGUUAUGACCCACCAUCAACAUGAAUAUGCCACAGUCUGAGCCGAAGUCCUGGCUGGGGAAGCCCUGAUUUAACAAAAGCAAACGUUAAUCAUCUUGUCACAUACACUUUGUAGGAGCCAGAUUGGGGUUUUGCAGUUUAUUGUUAUGUAUUUUUGUGCCAGCAGAUGGUGCUAUUGUGCCUGUCUAUUUAAUGGGUGGGUUGAUUAGGAGAGGUGCGCACAUAAAAUGAUGAAUGAGUAAAUAAAUCAAAACAACAGAAAAUGUGUGUGACAUGUGACAUUAUUCCACCUGCGGGCCCGCAUCAAAUCAAGCAAAAAGGUGUUCGCCACAAGUAACAGCAUUGGAAAGCUGUUAUACACUUUUCAACUGUAAUAUAGAGCAUGCACAAAUACCUCCAAAUCUCUGCCCGUUUUCUCAGUCCAUUGCCCUGGACAUAUCUUCUGCGCAAUGUUCCUGUUAAUUUGAGAGCGUCACUUAGAUUUCCCAUGAUGGAAACAAUGGAAUGCAGGGUUAGGGUUAGUUUGAGUGGGUCGGAGGUGAGAUUGAAUGAAUGCGGACGGCUUGCUUCUUUUCAAACUUCCUGAGAGUUCUUCUUCUUCUGUAAAUUUUGCCGUCAGAAAGUGUAGGUGCAUACCGCCACCUACUGUUCUGGCAUCGCAAAGCGGAAGUUCAUGUUUUGGGUCCGCCAAUCGGAGGUAAUGCGGAAAUUCAUUGCGCCAAUCGGAGGUAAUGCGGAAAUGUAUUGCGUUUUGUUAUUGCGUUUUUUCAUCUUUGGGUCCGCCAUCUUGCGCUGCAUCUGGGUACUCUUGCCGCUCUGUUCCUGCACAACCCGUGACGUCACAACUGUCUUAAACUCAAGAUGGCACUGUGCGCAUGUCGUAAAUACACUCUUGAAAGUUGUUUUCCUAUUAAACAGCAGAUUUUUUUACACACAAAAAACUAUAUAUAUAUAUAUAUAUUUCAGACUCUCUUCUAAUUGAUUUUUUUACCACCUGAGGAUGCUAAUGUGGUGUUUUUCAUGUCCUCUUUAAAGUAUAUACCAGAGUAAAUAAUGUAUGUCCAUUAUAAUUUUCAGAAAGGAUAUUAUCGGUUUGCAUCAGCACAGGAAAACAUACAGUUUGCAUUUGCAAAUGAACUCUGCCUGGUUGAAAAGUUAGUGUGGGACCACCAAUAUGGGCUUUCUGCAGAAUGUGGAUCUGUGAGUUGGAGAUGUAAAAAUAGAGACAGGGAUUAGGCAAUCUGUUGCUCUUUUUAAUUUUUUUUGAGUAGCCAUUUUUGUCUUGGUGCAUUGCCAUUGGGGGAUUAGCAAGCAUUGAUGUUGUUGUUAUAUUUUAGUGUGCAGAAUACUGCAAACAGUGUGUGCCAUGAAAGCUAAUGUGAGCCUGUGUUACUGUGUGUGCAGGCGGGCCCUGAUUAACCGCCUCAUGUGACUGCUGCAAAGACAACUCUGUCCAUUCUCUCACACCAGGCGUCCCGCUGUCACACAUCACUGUUUUUGUCCCUUUUUUUAUUACUGUCUCUUACUUUCUCACAUUUUUCUGUCUUUUCUCACCCUUCUCUCAGUCAAAAGAAACACGUCCUUAUCAGCUUUCUUUCUGUGUGUUUUCACUUGUUUGUACUAUUACUGAGGGGAUCAUCAUAGUCAGUCUUGGAGAGUGAUUGCUGGGGAGAUCCAGGUCUAAAAGCUUGUGAAUUAUUUCGAUUUUUUGGUAAAUAACGGUUUUAAUAACCUUCCUCCUGUGUUAGCUUUUACUAUACACCCACCUUGUUAAGGGUCAGUUUUGACCCGUGUCUUAAAUCAGCUGUAAAUUACACUUAAAACAAUUCUCUAUCAUCUAAUUUGGUUACUGCAGGCUACCUUCAUUACCCAUGAAAAUAUUGCUUAUAAUAGUUUUUUUAGUGGGCCUCUGGGCCUUUAUUUGUCAGUAUACCUCUCACACAGACAUUUAUACUGAAUUUAUCUUACAUGUCUGGACACGCCCGACAUUGUUUUUUGUGCGGGGAAAAACAUAGAAAAUGAGACUUUCCUCAAUCUCACAUAAUUGGAAGAGAAUCUGACUGACAGUGCACUUAUGAUUUUAGUUUUUGCUCUAAUUAUUAGAUAUUGAUCUAACUGGGUCAACAGCGACCCCAACACAACAAGUGCCAUAAUUUUAAUAAGAACAUUUUAUAAUUUAGUCAAUUUAUUUUUAAUUUUUAUUUUGUUGAAAUAGAUGUUCCUGACAAAGUCAAAAAGUCUUGAUGCAAAAAAGCUAUUUUAAGUGUUUCUUCUAAGCAUUUAACACAAGAGGAGGGAUAAAUAAAUAGGUGAAAUACAGGACAGUUGAAAAAAAAUUAUCUCUUUAUCUUAUUGAUUUUAAAUUGCUUGAAUCUCAUUUUAGAGAUUUUAAAAAUAGUAGAGUAAUAGAAAUAGUAAUGCCAUUUUGAGCUGCUGGGAUCAUUCAGUGCACCAUCGUUAGUGCAUCUCACAGAGUAGUUUUUCUGGUGUGCUGUCCCAGGUGUUGAAUGCUAUGUCACACAGGAUGGGCAAGUAUGUCCAAUUCCCACACACUCGAGAAGCAGUAAAUAACACAAAACAGGCUAAUUCUUGGGAGACUGUGGCUGAGUGCUGAGGAGCUCUGGGUCUCAAAGCUUGUUGUUUAUUUCAUUUUUCUGGUAAUGACUGUUUUCAUAAACAAUUAGGUCGACACGGAACAGUCAAAAAAAUGCAUCUCUUUGUCUUAUUGAUUUUAAAUGGUCUGAAUCUUUUUUUUUUUAAUUUCAAAAUAUUUUCUUGCAUCAGUAAAGUACUUUUAAUUCCCUUGCGUAUGAAUAGUGCUAUACAGAUAAACUUCCCUUGCCUUUUAUGCAGUACCCCAAAAUGAUAGGCGCAACUCCAUGGCUUCAAACUUCAUUUUUCAUCUACCACUCUGCUCUCAAAAAUUCUCCAUGGUAACAACCGAUAGCACACGCAAAAUCCUCAUUUAUUAGGGCGGUCCGUACUACACACAAUGAUAGUAGAUCACCCGCAACACGCCUCCUAACAGCGCAUACAAUUUUUUUGUUUGCACAUGCGAUCUUAGUAGAUCAGGGCCCGUAUGCACGUUGAAAGCGUUUAGCAUAAACGCGAUUAGGGCUUAAACGCGUUUAGUUAUACGGGCCUUAAACGCGUUUAGUUCCUAUACGAUUUUGGUAUGCACAAUGCUGUAAACGGAACCGUAUAGCUAACCGCGUUUACUGUGUCUUAAACGGUAAAGAUAUUUAUAGAAUUGGGUCAACCGGUCUGUUUUAAGUGUUGUGUACUUUCGGUUGAGAACGGCCGUUUUCAACCAUGGAUAAGCCGGCUAAACGUGUACGGAAGUCAAAUUUCAGCGACGAAGAAGUCCCAGUACUUCUUGAAGAAAUACAACUUGAGCAUGUAACGUUACCACUUCGUGGUCGUCAUACAUGUCGAAGGGGUGUUUUCUGUCACGAAAAAUCCUGUUUCAAUGCAAUUGUCGCCGCUGUCUUCCUUGGAACAACAAGAGUGCCGCCAUAUUUAAACGCGUUUAGACCCGCUAUUGGACCCCCAGAGGUGCGAUAACUUUAAACGCGAAAAUCCGUAUAGGAACGGCUAUACGAAGUGACGUGCAUACCGACAUUUUUGGCAUUUAGGAGUUAAACGCGUUUAGCCCGCUAAACGCGUUUUGCCAAGCAACGUGCAUACGGCUCCAGGUCCUUAGCAUGUAUGUGGUGGUUAAACAUCUCACUCCAAACCCACUUAAAGAACUCAGGGGGACUCAAAGCAAAUCAGCUGAUUUUUUUACCAUGUUAACUGAUUUUCUCAGUUGAGCUCAUUUUUUGUGCAGGGCAUUCCCAUUUUGUUAAAAAAAAAAAAAGUCACCUUUGCUCAGACUCAAGCAUCUCUGUGUCCAUCAUCAUGCCUGUGUUUUUGUGUGUGUCUGUAUAUGUGUGUGUGUUGUGUUUCAGGCCUUUGGGGGCCUGUGCUCACUGAAACAGAUUAAGUUUGGUCCUUAGCACAUAUAAAUACGCAGCAUGUGAAUCUGGGUCAGCCACAAUGGGAAGAAAACCAGGAGGCAGUGAUUCUAACAGGAUGUGCGUAUCCAUUUAGGAAACACCAGGAAACAGAAGUUCAUGAUGGGGGCAGAGACAGCCUGUAAAUCUCAUUGAAGACACAAAAAACUUUCUAAGGCCCGAACUACACGAAUGCGGAUAUAUUUCAAACCGCACAUAUUUAUGUCCGAUUAGGCCUCCCUACCACACCAAAACGGGAGUUUGGAGCACUCAAACCGGAUUAAUCUGAAUCCGGAAAAACAAGUGGAGAAAUAAAAAAAUAUCUGUAUCCCGUAUCCGUAGUGGAUUCGUGUGGUUGGAUUUUUACGGAUCGAUGACGUCAAACCGCAGCUCGCGCAUGCGAAUUAAAAAGAAAAAUAACAACAACGAUGGCGGACAGACAGGGUAUUCUUUACGUUUGUUUUGCCCUUUUGGGGCUAAUUUCAGCCUUGCAAGUGAAGCUUGUUUUAUACAAUUACAUCCACCAGUCAGUCAGCCCACAGACGCGUCUGCUGCGGCCAAUACUUUUAUUGGUCACAUGGUCCGUCACAUGGACCCGACGCACUAGCGUAGCUUCCGCAAACAAUGCAUGACGCAUCACGCUGUUACGAUUCAUCGGCCAAUCAGUUAGCUUUGUUCCUGAAUUUUUUUUAAGCGGCACCAGAUAGGAUUGAGUUUGAAGGCUACGUGUGGACGCAGAUAUUUUUGAGAACGAACACGUGUGGACAGAUACAUUUAUUUAGAUGGGAGUACAAAAAUAUCCUGAUAAAUAAAUAUCCAUAUACGUGUAGUCCGGGCCUAAGUCUGAUACCUGAUGAGGCUUGGAAUUUCACUUUGUCCUGCUUGUAAAUUGUAAUUGUAAUUUCAGGGCUGGUGUUAUUUUUGGGCCAGUGGUUACUGGCAGCAGUUUCUGAUGGUUUGAUAAACUGAUCUGACAACUGUUAAUCAAAUCACUGAAUACAGGGUCAGUUUUACCACAUUGUUUGAGACAGUAUGUCUAAAACGUGCAGUCAUUAUUUUUGUAUUCAAACACAAACAUAUUUAAAUGAUACUGAGACAAAGGUCACAUGGCUGGUUGUUGCUUCUUAAAAGCAUUUACCUUAGAGUGUAGAGCACAUUUCAAGAGGCAAAACCUCCAAGUGACAUCACUCUGCUGUUAUUUGAGGUAACUGUUCUUGUUAAACCAACAGUUGCUGUGUCAGGUGAGACUGUCAUAGUUGGGAUCUCUGGCUGUUUAUUUUUUGCCUUGAAUAGAUUGUUCAUGGUGGAAAUGGUUAUUAGUACAUGAUAGUAUGUGUGAAUGUUAAUGUACAGUGCAUCAGGAAAGUAUUCAUACCACUUCACUUUUUCCACAUUUUGUUAUGUUACAGCCUUAUUUCAAAAUGGAUUAAAUUCCCUUUUUCCCUCAAAAAUUUUACACAAAAUACCCCAUAAUGACAAAGCGAAAAACUUUUUUUAGAACAUUUUGCAAAUUUAUUAAAAAUGAGACACUCAAAUGUUGCAUAUACAUAAGUAUUCACACCCUUUGCUAUAAAACUCAAAAUUGAGCUCAGGUGCAUCCUGUUUCCACUGAUCAGCCUUGAAAUGUUCCUCCAACUUGAUUGCAGUCCACCUGUGGCAAAUUCAGCUGAUUGGACAUGAUUUGGAAAGCCACACCUGUCUAUAUAAGAUCCCACAGCUGACGGAGCACGUCAGAGCACAAACCAAGCCGUGAAUUCAAAUUGUCUGUAGACCUCGGUGCACAGAUCUGGGGAAGGUUACAGAAAAAUAUCUGCUGUAUUGAAGAUCCCAAAAAGCACAGUGGUCUCCAUCAUUGAGAAAUGGAAGACGUUUGGAACCACCAGGACUCUUCCUAGAGCUGGCCGCCCAGCCAAAAUGAGCAAGCAGGGGAGAAGGGCCUUGGUCAGGGAGGUGACCAAGAACCCCGAUGGUCACUCUGACAGAGCUCCAGCGUUCCUCUGAGGAGAUGGGAGAACCCUACAGAGGGACCACCAUCUCUGUAGCACUCCACCAGUCAGGCAUUUAUGGGAGAGUGGCCAGACAGAAGCCACUCCUCAGUAAAAAGCACAUGACAGCCCGCUUGGACUUUGCUAGAAGGACUCACAGACCAGGAGAAACAAAAUUCUCUGGUCUGAUGAAAUGAAGAUCAAACUCUUUGGCCUGAAUGCCAAGCGUCAUGUCAAGAGGAAACCAGGCAACGCUCCUCGCCAAUACCAUCCCUACAGUGAAGUAUGGUGGUGGCAGCAUCAUGCUGUGGGGAUGUUUUUCAGCGGCAGGAACUGGGAGACUUGUCAGGAUCGAGGGAAAAAGGAAUGCAGCUAAGUACAUUGAAAUCCUUGAUAAAAACCUGCUCCAGAGCACUCGAGACCUUCGACUGAGGCGAUGCUUCAUCUUCCAGCAUGACAAUGACCCCAAGCACACGGCCAAGAAGACAAAGGAGUGGCUUUUGGACAAGUCUCUGAAUGUCCUUGAGUGGCCCAGCCAGAGCCCAGACUUGAACCCAAUUGAACAUAUUUGGAAAGACCUGAAAGUAGCUGUGCACCGACGCUGCCCAUCCAACCUCACUGAGCUUGAGAAGAUGUGCAAGGAAGAAGGGGAAAAACUCCCCAAAUCCAGGUGUGCCAAGCUUGUUGCAUCAUACACAAGAAGACUGGAGGCUGUAAUCGCUGCCAAAGGUGCUUUGACCAAGUUUUGAGUAAAGAGUGUGAAUCAUACUGUAUAAAGAAUGGACAGAGUCUGCCUCCUUGCUGGGUGAAGCCACUCUGAGAACAGCACCCUCUGUUGAUGGGCUGCAGUAUAGGUCAUAAAUCCCGCCUCCGCCAGCGAAGCUUAUGGGGCUGUGGACAAACUUUAGAAAUUUUUUACACAGAAUAUACAUUUUUCUCCCUGGUUGUGAUGUUGACAUGUAGUUAUUGUAAGACUAGUUUGUGCUCAAGUCCUCUUUUUUCUGUGAAGCUCAGUUUUUAAAAGUUAUUAGGGGGUUCAUGUUUUCUAUGAUUGACACUUGAUACAGCCUAUGGGCGUUCAGGGAUUGCGUAGCUCACCCGAGGGAUAUGCUGUUUGAGCCAAGCGUCAUCACAGCGACUCUCGGCAACUGCGCGGCCGAAUGCGCGCUUCGCUACUGCGCAGCGCUGGUUUCAGGAAAUGAAGAAAAAUCCCAGAAAUAUCGAGAGCUAUUUGGCUUCAAAUCCCUAUACAGGCGGUAGGCGGAACCAAGUUGUCCAUAGUAUAUACAGUCUAUGGUGUGUAUACUUAUGUAUAUGCAACAUUUGAGUCUUAUUUUUAAUAAAUUUGCAAAAUGUUCUAAAAAAAGCUUUUCGCGUUGUCAUUAUCAGGUAUUUUGAGUAGAAUUUUUGAAGGUAAAAGGGAAUUUAAUCCAUUUUGGAAUAAGGCUGUAACAUAACAAAAUGUGGAAAAAGUGAAGUGGUAUGAAUACUUUCCGGAUGCACUGUAAAUAAAAGCUCUGCUUUUUUCUGAAUUUUUUUUCACUCUGGUCAUUUCACUUUUAACAGAGAACAGGAUUCACUUCGUAGCUUUCUUUGUCAUCAUUCUUACUUGUAAUCUGGCAUAUUGAGCUCUUGGGAGAAAAUUGGCUCUCAAUACAUAGAGAUGGAUGGCACCCCUCAUGAGCUUAAAGACUACAUUUAGUGUGCCCUGUGGAUGGGCAGCUGACUCCCUGUACUAACCCACCUUCUAAAGCCUAACACAAUUUUACAUCAUCGACACCUUCAUUUCAGCAGAGAGGCCCCUUUUGUUUUUGUUUUUUUGUUUGUUUGUUUUGUUUUGCUUGUUUGUUUUUUGUUUUGUUUUCUGUUUUUUUUUUUGUUUUGUUUGUUUGUUUGUUUUUAAUUAACAAAAGGAACCAAAACUAAAUUUACUGAUAUGUUGUUAAAUAAAACAACUGUUGAAUACUGGGCAAAAAGCCCUCUGUGUACUUAAUGUAACUUACCCUAUCCUUUCCAUUGUGUAGUCUGUGUGAGGAUUGUUUUCAUAGUGCACAACAUAGUUAUGGCAUAUAUACAUACAUACACACACACACACACACACAUAUAUAUAUAUAUAUAUGUGUGUGUGUGUGUGUAUAUAUAUAUAUAUACACUAUAUAUAUACACACACAUAUAUAUAUAUGUGUGUGUGUGUGUGUGUGUGUGUGUGUGUGUGUGUGUGUGUGUGUGUGUGUGUGAAUGUGGUGCUCCAUAUUUUUGACUAAUUUGUCCUUAUAUGUUUUCUUACAGAUCAUUUCAAGCCAACUUCCAUCUUCAGCAAGAGUAUCCUCCAUCCAGGCUCCCAGCCAAAGAAACAGACUCCACCAGUCCACAGUGGAACCCUGGACCUAAAGCAGUCUGGCACAUCUCAGCUUUUGAUUACAAAGGGGAAACUGGCACCAAAAAAUAAGAAUGGGAUUUUGUUUUUGCUGCUCUUCUUCCGUGCCAGCAGAGGGAGGUAUACAAGCAUUACCUGAGAUUGAAGCAAGUGCUGAAGAUAAGAAGACGUCAUGGAAUUCAUCCACCAUCUCAGCCUUUCAGCCUCUCAGAUGGAAGUAAAGAAAAAAAAAGGUCCAGCUCUGCUCCAGUACGCUGAUGAUUUCAUUCUUCGUAUUACAGCUGCUAACAUUACACAAGGAAAAAAGGUAUCUGUGCUACAAGCAUAAUGGCAUGCUAGGAUCCUUGAUUUCAAUGUCCUGUGCUCCGGCUAGCACCGACCUCCUGCCUCUCUCCCUCUUCUAUCUCCUCUCAGAGAAAAAAAACAAGUAAGGGAAGAGGGAUCGACCUUUAUUUAGGCUUUUCUGGUACUAAAGACUUCCUAUUACAUUAACCACCAUGAAGGAAACAAAAGGAUUUGUCUCAUUGAAUGAAAAAGACAAUGAUAACGGUGUACACACUAACACACACACACACACACACACACACACACACACACACACACACACACACACACACACACACACACACACACACACACAGAGUAGUGGUGUGUUGGUGUGUUUCUAUUUACGGUUUGCUCUGUUUCUAUCGACAUUCCAGAUUGGAACUCUUAAAACCUCUUGCUUCCACUCUUCUUCGAAUUUCUUGAAUGCUGAGUCUUCUUUCUUUCUAAUUCCCGUCCAAUAAUCUUGCCAUGUCUUUAAAGAAGUGUACAGUGGAUUUAAAAAAAAUGUAGGAAUUUGGAAUGCAUGGAACUUUAUAUCCAAGACCUUACACUGUUCAUCAUCACUAAACAGAGGCCAUAAGAAAACUGGGAUACACAUUUGAGCAAGAAAAUGUAAACUCUUAACAAAGAAGAAAGAUUUCUGGAGCAACACACAGGAAUUGAGCCACGGGAAUAAGAGGAGCCUUUUGUGGUUUUUUACAGAACACAAAUCUGGAUGGGUAAUCAGAGUGUUUGUGAUUGGGUUGUUUUUCAGCCAUUAUAAAGCCAUUAAGACAACAUUUACCUGCACUUCUUGUGGUAGUAGGGUUCUUUGAAACUGCUCCACAACAUGGCCCUCAUCUAUUUCACAUGUUGUAGAUGGUUGUCAUUUCUUUGGUCGUCUUUUAUUGUUUUCUAAUUUAGAGUUUAGUUUUGUUAUUUGCCUGGUUUUUACUUUUUGUUACAGGUUACCAAUAUCGCCUUAAUCAUUUAAGAAUAUUUUAUUUUGAAGUCAAAGUGGCAUAUUUUUUAUUACACCCUGUGAACACAUAUUUUCAUCACGCACUUUUUUCAUGUAGUUAUAUCAGCUGGAACACUGGCCACAGUGAGAUUAAUUUAUAUUUUUAAGAUUCCAUUUCUUUUUGAUAAUUAUUGGUGAUAUUUUUCUUUGAAUUAUGUUUUGUAAUGUUUUGUUACCUUCAUUAAGCCCCCUGUCAAUUUUCUGAUUCUUAUUUAUUAUCAAUACAUAUAAAAGCAAUAGAGUAGGUGUAAGAACGUUAAGAGCACAAUCUUGUGUCAUUUUCAAAAUGAUGGGACAGUAAUGUGUUGCCUCCAUCUGUCUAAUUUUCCACUGAUGAAUCAUAAGUCUGACUUUAACUUGACACAAAUCGUACUCCAAUAAUGUAUCACUGCUGUACUUAUACACCAGAGAACAGCUCACUUAAAAAUGAGAGUUUGGUACCACCCAGAUUUUCUCCUCCAACCGAUAGUGAGACAUCAUGUCUUCAGUCAGCGGAUCGGAGUGAAAGCUGCUGGUAUCAGCCAGCUGAAGACUGAUCCGCAGCACUGCAGGGCAGCAGAGAGGCACUGAAAAGCAGACAAGUCACACUUUACGACAAAACUGGACUCAACGUUGCCACCCGUGGGGGUUUGGGUCUCAAUGUGAAUCUUCUGAGCCUCGGAGAUGGAUGGGGUCUUGGGAAAGCACCGUCUAGCUCCUUACAUGUAGGUGUGUAUCAGCAUGCAUCUUCACUCUGUCAACUGUGCACAGUGCACGGGAAAGCACACUGGAAAAUGGUGUCAAAAAGAGAGAAAAAUAUCAGAACUCAAGUGACUGAGGAACCAAAAACAUCACACUUGGUCAUGUCACAAAGCCACUCGCCUUUUUUAACUUUUCAUUUUCUAUCGUGGUGCCGUCCAGGCCUGCAACCCAACCCCCAAAAAACCUCGCUCUCAGACUGUCAGUUGUCAUGGAUACUUCUCAGGUCAGUGUUCUCCCUGCUGUUGCUCCUGCAGUGCAUUGUGGGAUCUGCGGUUUGGUACUCAAAAAGUACUCUGUCGGGCCAAAUAUUGUGAGGCCUUCAAUGAACCAACCGACUUCUGCUGUAUAUUGUCUGUGUGA